Molecule: messenger RNA, 614 nt
Organism: Lethenteron reissneri (Far Eastern brook lamprey)
Lineage: Eukaryota; Metazoa; Chordata; Hyperoartia; Petromyzontiformes; Petromyzontidae
Product: dual specificity tyrosine-phosphorylation-regulated kinase 2-like
Biological process (GO): peptidyl-serine phosphorylation; peptidyl-threonine phosphorylation
Cellular component (GO): cytoskeleton; cytoplasm; nucleus
Molecular function (GO): ATP binding; protein serine/threonine kinase activity; protein serine/threonine/tyrosine kinase activity
Source: RefSeq, a predicted model, not a curated record
CGUCCCACAUCCUAGACUGUGCUUGACCCUACUACACUCGUCUCCCGCUUUCCUCACGGAGACCCAGACGGUGCGAGACGCAAGACACUCCGGUAUUCCUGCUCUACACGUCACCAACAUGGAGAUGAGCCGAUAUAUAGUGAGAAAAAGAAAAUGCGUGAGAUGGAGUGCGCUCUCAGACUCAAAAGGAGCAGCCCCCAUCAAGUGCAAAACCCCGCAAGAAAUCAUGCAGCUCUACGGCAGCUACCUGACCCUCAGGGAGCAAAGAGAACUCUUGGCCAUGCAGGAGAUAUGGUACCUUGGGCUCCAAAAUCAGGCCCGGGGCAAGUACAACCAUGGCUACGAUGACGACCAACACCGUUAUAUUCCGGUAAAACACGAGCACCUCAACUUUCGGUAUGAGGUGCUGAAGACGAUUGGGGAGGGCGGUCAAGGCAUAGUGGUCGAGUGUCUUGACCACAUGACAAACACCCUGGUGGCGGUGAAAAUACUCAGAACUCCAUUGAGGUAAGACUCCACACUACUGCAUACUGUGUCUGUGAAACACAGCACCUCUCUCCACAAUCGCCUUGUGCUACGAGAGCCAUAUUCAGUCAGGGCUCUAGCCGGCUCUA